AUGGCUCCCUCCUUCGUGUCGAUUGACACGAGCGAUAGUGACUUCAACAUGGCUUCCUCGCCCAAGCCCGCCGACACCUCGCGGACCCUCCUCCUCGCUCCCCCUUCCAUUGCUACCGAAGAGGACAAACUACGAGACCUAUUCUCCACCUUCCCCCGCGCAACUACCGACCUUCAAAUGCUCGACCGGCUCUCUGCCGGUGUCGUCACCCUUCCAUCCAACACCUACGAUCUCGUCCUUAUUCUUACCGACUCCGAUAGUUCCCGGCGGUCAGAGGCUCUGCGGCUACUGACUCGGGAUGUAUAUACCGCUCUCGUGCCGGCCAUGAAGGCUGGUGCUCAGCUCCAAACACAAGAUAAGGCACUGGACAUCUCCGAGGCCAUGGAGGCUAUUCUGGCCGGUCUGGUACAGACCGGAAACGGUUUUGAGAAGCCCAACAUCGAGCAAGCCGCCGCAGUUCCGCUGCAGUUCGGUCUGAACAAGAAAAAGAAGGCUGCCACGGCUCCAGAUCCGGCGGCUGGGAUACCAGUGCCUGGAUUUACGACCAAUGGCAUAAAUGCGAAUAGCCACGACCGGGAUGAUAAUGAUGAUGAGUUGAUUAAUGAGGACUCUCUUAUCGACGAGGAAGAUUUUACGAGACCGAUUAUGCCGCCCCCAGAGUGCCAGCCGAAAACGGGCCGAAGGCGGAAGGCCUGCAAGGACUGUACUUGUGGUCUGGCGGACCGACUUGAAGCCGAGGAUAAGGAGCGCCGCGCGAACGCCGAUAAGAAUCUCAAUGUGAUGAAACUGCAGACAGACGACUUGAACGAGCUGGAUUUCACCGUCGAGGGCAAGACCGGCUCCUGCGGUAGCUGUGCACUUGGUGACGCAUUCCGUUGCGAUGGUUGCCCUUAUCUGGGUCUGCCUGCCUUCAAGCCCGGCCAGGAGGUUUCUAUUCUCAAUGACGUUGCCCAAUUGUGA
Messenger RNA from Penicillium argentinense, 960 nucleotides. RefSeq lists its product as uncharacterized. The record is from RefSeq and is a predicted model, not a curated record. NCBI's taxonomy places the organism in Eukaryota, Fungi, Ascomycota, Eurotiomycetes, Eurotiales, Aspergillaceae. Gene Ontology annotation, molecular function: iron-sulfur cluster binding. The coding region runs from base 1 to 960 and encodes 319 amino acids. Gene Ontology annotation, biological process: iron-sulfur cluster assembly. Gene Ontology annotation, cellular component: cytoplasm. The transcript has 2 exons.